AUGCGUAGUAUCGACAUUGCAGUCGAAUUUCCAUUAAAUCCUAAGAUGAAACAAGUUCAUUUGAAACUCUUAUUGUGUCUGUUAUUGGCAAUUAGUGCCACUGGUCAAUAUAACCCUGCUGCUUUCGUAGGUCAUCGUCUUGCAGGACAAACAGGUUUUGGCAGUUAUAAUCUUUUUCCAGGCGCUAAUUCAUAUGGAAAUUUUGGUCAACAAUCAAACGCUCGCAUGUUCAAUUUAGGUAAUAUGGCUAGUGUUCCAGCUGCUAAUAAUUUGGGACAAUAUUCUCAACAACCUGCUCAAACUACUGUCAAUCGACAACCGAUGGCAGGUGAAUUUGUUUCCAAUGUUCAAGUUCCGCCACGAGAUCAAUCUUAUGGUGAUGGUAGCAAUAGUCGUUUAUCAAACGGUAACAGUAAUAAAUAUAACAGACAUUAUGUUGAACCAACUGGUCAACCAUAUGGUAUUCAAUCAACAGGUGAAAUUUUAAAUUAUCAACCAGAAAAACUCGAUCUUUCCAAAUGUGGACCAAUGCCAACAACAAAUCCAUGUACACUCUUGGGUCCACAAUAUCAUCCAUUACCUGGUCAUCCACAUUGUUAUAUUCAUUGUGCAUUUGGACGUUUAUUUGUCAAACCAUGUUCACCUUAUCUUGUAUGGAAUGCACGUAUUAAUAAUUGUGAUUGGCCAACAAUUGCUUCUCCAAUGAGUAAUAAUGAUUAUGGUACAACAUCGUAUAGUAACAGUGGAAGUAAGAGUGGUUCAUCAUCAUAUGAAACUACUAACAAAAAUUAUGCAAUGUCAUCAAUUUAUCCAUAUGGACGAAAGAAACGUUCAACAAUUGAACGUAAGAAACGUAACUUUGGAACAUAUUAUCAAGGUUUAAUGAUGCCAUCUACUCCUCAACAAUAUUCAGGUUACAAUGUAGUACCUUUUCCAUAUCAACCUGGUCCACCUCGUUUACCUAUGACACCUUUUAGUUUACCAGGUCCAGUUAGUUUUCCUGGUCAAGUCGGAUUAGCAAGUAUUCCAUCUCAAUUCGUACCUUCACAAUCACCUACACCAACAUUUGUUUCAUUUUCUGUUCCGGCAGCAUCAGCACCUGUACCAGUUGCUCCAGUAACACCAGCACCUGUACCAGUUACUCCAGCACCUGUACCAGUCGCUCCAGUACUUGCACCAAAUAUUCAACCUCGUGGUUUUCCAACAUUCGGUGGUUCAUAUUUCGAUUUCUUUAACCCUCAAGCUAGAUCUAAUCCAGCAGUAGUUCCUGCAACUCCACCAGUAGCUCCUACAGCUCCGUCAGCAGUCACUACUGCAUCAUUUUUUCCAGUCGUUCCAUCAUCAGUUUUUUCAUCUCCAAUGUUUCAACAGCAAAGCAUGACACCUUCUACUUCUUAUGCUGCACCCACUCCUGUUUCUUUAACGGCUACAUUAAUUCCUGGUCCAUUUUAUCCAUACGGUCCUCCAUUUGGUGGACCAUUUGGUCGUCGAGCUCCUCCACCUGCUCAACCUUCAGCUAGUCAACUUUCCUCACCUUUUGGAUCUCCCGCUGCUCAGCUUAUGGCACGUUUUGGACUUUUUGGUGGUCAAGGUCUUUCACCUUUUAUGUCUUUCGGUGGUCAACCUAUGUCACCUCCUAUGUCUUUUGGUGCUCAUCCUCUCUCAAGCUUUAGAUCUUUCGGUGGUCAACAACUUCCAACUGCUAUGUCUUUUGGUGGUCAACAACUUCCAACUGCUAUGCCUUUUGGUGGUCAACAAUUUUCACCUUUUAUGUCUUUCGGUGGUCAACAACUUCCACCUUUUAUGCCUUUCGGUGGUCAACGUCCUUCACCUUUGAGACCUUUUGGUGGUCCAUUGCGUGGUAGACCAUUUGGUCCAUAUCCACCUGACAAUGAACCUCUUGGCUUAGAUUUCGAUCUUCAUGUAUUUCCAGCUGAUGAUGAGUCCGAUGAAGAUCAGAACGAUGAUUCUUCCAGUAAAGGUGAUGGUAAAAGUGUAAAUGAUAGCAAAACAUCCGACAAAGCCAAUAGUGGAAAAUCACCUACCACCGAUGCUGAUUUUGAUGCUUUAAAAAAAUCAGAUUAUAAGAGAAAUGGUAAUUUCAAAGGCUAUGGAGGUAAAAAUAGAGAUGAUGACUAUGAUGCUGAUGAUGAUCCAUAUGGUUAUGAUGAUGGUUAUCCAAGUGUUCGCUAUCGUUAUAAGCGUCAAUAUGGUUCCUAUGGUACACCAGUUAGACAAAUGCCAACAGUUCCUGUAGGUGAACGACAACAAUCACGUUUAAAUUCAAAUGAAUUAACUCGUCGACCAUCAUUUCAAUCAUCACCAUGUAUUGGUAAAUCACCACGUAGUAAUAUUGCACAUCCAACAGAUCCAGAAAAAUAUAUUGCAUGUUUAACUAAAUUACGUUAUGAAAUUAUGGAUUGUCCAAAUGGUCUUAUUUAUAAUCCAACAAUUGAUCAAUGUGAAACAAGAAAAAAUCUUGAAUCAAUUUGUGAACGUGAACGACCAUGUAUGAAUAAUGGUCAAUGUUAUCAAACAAGUUCAACAACAUAUAAAUGUACUUGUCGUGGUGCUUGGACAGGUGAACGAUGUGAAACACCACUAUCAACUUGUGCGACUAAUCCAUGUGGUCCAGGUAAUGAAUGUCAAACAUUAAAAACAGGUGAAUACAAACAAGAUUAUGUUUGUGUAUGUAAUGAAGGCCAAUCGUAUGGUUUAAGUUGUGGACGAAAUACUGUACCAAAUCCAUGUUUAUCUCCAUCAACUGAACAAGAACAAUAUUAUCCAUUUACAUUUAGUCCUCAAGCUUUUAUUCAAUGUAAUGGUGAUAUACUUUAUGUUCUACCAUGUGCAAGUGGUUUAUAUUGGAAUCAAGAACAAAAAGUUUGUGAUCGAAUUGAAAUGUUAUCAACAAUGCAAAGUGAAAAUCAACCACAAUCAUAUGAAAUGAUGUAUGGUACUAAUGAACAACGAUCAGCAUAUACUCGUCCAAUGCCUAAUGUAGUUGAUCAAGCUUUUAUUAAACAACAAUCUUAUCAACAACGAUUAGAACAAAUGAAACAACCACAAAUGAUGACUAAUGAGCAAAGUUCAACAUCAAUAAAUAAAGUUGUUCCAGUUCCACAACAAUCAACUUUUAAUCAAUUUCAAAUGUUUUCUCAUCAUUCGAAACAAAAACCAUCAAUGUCACCAAAUAAUUAUAUGAUGUCUCAAGAACAACCAAUUCUCACUAGUCGAUCAUCAUUGCCAAUACCAGUUAUGCAAUCGGAAAUUGUUCGUACUUAUUUACCAAAACCACAAUAUGAUCAAACGUAUAAUGAACCACCACGACCACCACUAUCUUUUAUUCAUCAACAACCAGCACGACCUAACACUCGUCUAGUCAAACCAGAAUUACCUAGAAAUUCCAAUAUGCAAUAA
Molecule: messenger RNA, 3420 nt
Organism: Rotaria sordida
Lineage: Eukaryota; Metazoa; Rotifera; Eurotatoria; Philodinida; Philodinidae
Source: the annotation of a GenBank genome assembly